AUGAGCACUGCAACAUCUGCACCUGUUGUUGAAUCCAUGAGCGACACGGUUGUCUGCCCGCAGCUUUCGCGCCAUUCCACCAGCCUUGAGGAAUUGUACACCAUCGGUUACAACCGGAGCCACAGCCCGAGUUGCUUCAGCAGCGCUGGAUGUGAAGAAGAGGAGGGACAAAAAAACGUCUUGGCGGAGCGCUACAAGACAAAGCUGUGCAAAAACUUUGUGCAAUACGGAACAUGCCCAUAUGAUAUACGCUGCAUGUUUGCACAUGGUGAGGAGGAGCUCCGCACGGCAGAGAUGAACAUCAUGGAUGGACUCGUGACGAAAGAUGCGAUUACAUCGUUCCAGAAACUGUGGCAUCGCGCCGUAUCGGCCUCGUCAGGAUCCAAACAUCACUCAUCUCAUGUUGCCAACCGUAGAGGUGUGAUGACGACGGCAACAACAACAACAACAGCAGGGGGCUCAACAGAUGCGGCGAUGCACAUUUGUCGUCGGAUGCAACGUGUUGUUGCUGCUGCUGCUGCUGCUGUGCCGUGUGGGGGGCGCCGUGUGGUUUCCGGAUCCAUUCGGAUUCGUGGCUGUGUCCGACAUAAUCCCUACUGCCAUAACAUUCUUCCAACUGUAUCCCGUUAUUACAGCACAAUGCCGGAUGUUUUCACCAGGCCGUACAGUAAAAGCGACAGUUGUGGAAACGAGGCGAUUACUGAGGGUAAUGCGUGGACGUAUGCCAAUGAAGAGGGGAAUGAAAAGGAAACACCCGCCAUGAUAAGCUCGGGAGUGCCUGAGCUAACAGCGUGGAAGCGAUUCAAUUAUGUGGCGGAGAGGUCCCAAUGCACGAGCGUACCGGAACAAAAUUUGCCCUGCGCGGACUUUGCUGCCAUCAAGGAGAGCAACAACACCGGUGGUAAUGCCAGUGGUGUUGAUGUUGAAAAUGUGGAUGAUGCCGAGCACUCCACCUGCAGCAGCGUUGGUAAUGAGUCCGGAUAUUUCUGCCGUGCAUCGAGAAGUGCUUCAUGCGGUGAGCAAAGCCAAUCCCAUUUGAAGCGGGAGGGCAAUGAGGGACGAGGAGAAGGUCUGCAUAUGUUUCUUUCCUUGUGA
Trypanosoma brucei brucei TREU927 is the source of this 1095-nucleotide messenger RNA. RefSeq lists its product as hypothetical. The record is from RefSeq and is a predicted model, not a curated record. The transcript has a single exon. Gene Ontology annotation, molecular function: metal ion binding. Lineage: Eukaryota; Euglenozoa; Kinetoplastea; Trypanosomatida; Trypanosomatidae. The coding region runs from base 1 to 1095 and encodes 364 amino acids.